UCUCUCCGCGUCCCCGUCUCUUUCUCUCUCUCCGUCUCUGCCUUUCUCUCUCUUUCUCUCUUUCUCUCUCUCUCUGUCUCUCUUUUCUUCGCGCUCGCGCUCACGGAGAGCGUUCCUGAUCUCUCGUGCGCCUCGGAUUCCGCGACUAAACGCAACGGCCAGCGGCAGUGAUCCCCCCCGGUUCCGUCGUGCGACGAGAGAUCGUCGUCGUCGCCGUCGCGCUUCCUGCACCAGCCGGGAUUCUAAGUGCGAUCGAUAAGUUGGUUUUGACAAGCGCGCACGGACCCGGUGGAGCCAGCCAGCCAGCCGGCCCUGCCCGCCAUAGCUUCCCCGUCGCUCCGCGUCUCCGCGCGGUGAGGAUCGCCGAACGGACAGUCUGUGGAUAUUACCUCCUCGACGCGGGGAAUCUCUCUCAAGGAACAGGACUUAGGAUGGGCCGAGCCAUGCGAACAGGUGUCGUUCAACAUUGAAGAGGAGUAUCUUAAAAAAGCGAGAGAAGCAGGAAAGCGCGAAGGAUGCCUGCUUCGUCGCAAACCGCCGCAUCCGAGCGGCGAAACGAAAGAGUGCCGACGCACGAACCACCGAAAUUAAAAACGACUUUAAAAACGCCUCCUAAACAAGCGACCAAUCCUUUACAAUUUGUCAAAGUCGGACCAUGUUCGCUGUAUCGAACCGCGCAGGAGCAACUACAGAAAGUCCAAGAAGUGAAGAAAAUCAAACAGGAAGUCCGCGAUGAUCCUGAAGAUUGGCAAUCGAAUUUGGAUAACUGGAAGAGUAGCCGGAGGAAGCGGCAGGAACAUAUAAUCGAGCGGGUGGUCGAGGUGAAGAAACUCGAGUUAGAGGAGCACGACCGUCAGCGUCGUCGGAAUAAGACCUUCUCGGAGAUGAUGGAGGAGCGUGGUAACAGAGGCCGUAAGCUGAGCAUCAGCCUAGCUAUGUACAACGACGAGGACGCGAAUGAUCUCAGCGACCUCGGGAUCGGUACCAGCAGCGGCAAGAGCUCAGUCAGCGGUGAUACGCAUGACGACACGCAUAGUGUUCUGAGCGACAGAGACAGCGAGAUCGAGAAGAGCCAUUCGGACGUCGAUAACGCCACCGAUGUGACCUCAUCCUCAAUGACGAGCAUUGCAACGCUGACGACGACGGCAACAGUCACGACUACAUCAGCAACAGCAAUGAUCGCAUCAGCAACAACGGCGACGACAGUGGAUACAGCGAUGGCAUCGACGACGGCAACGACGACGUCUACCGCGAGAAAAAUGUUCGGUGGUGCUUUUCAUGACAAUCUGAAUCACAAUCAGGAGUACGAUUCCGGUACAACCGCGACAACGAGCUCGCCCGAACCGGAAGAAUAUACAUACGAAGGCGCUAUUCGCGGUUACGUGUCGAGAGUAUCGCAAAACAUACCGCGGAGAAACUUGACCGGGAUCGACUCCAAGUUGGAGGCGGCAAAAUCGUCGAUGAACGGUUCGAAGACGAACUUGAACGACGAUAGUAGUAAGUCUCCGCUGUCGGUGGUAAAAGUGGAUAUAUUGAAGCGACGCGAGGUAUUCGAGAAGGCGUCGCAGAAGAGCAACGACAACAAGGCGAACAACAGGCUGUCCGGUGACUUCACUGGCACGAAAUCAAUCAAAGAAAGACUGUCGAGUCUCGAGAGACAGAAGUACGAGACGGAGAAUGGCGACAAGACCACCAACAAGACCCUCAACCGAUUGUCCGGUGACAUGAGCUCUAUCCGGGAGAGGCUUACCCACUUGGAAAAGCAAGCUUCGGAGCGAGAGAGCAAGAGUUCCGUUCACCGUAAGCUCAGCACGGAGGAUUUGGAGACGGUAAGGCCUCUCAGGGAGAGACUGUCCACUCUGGAGAAGUACAGCAGCAGCGACGAGUCCUCGGUGCCGACUACGACGAAUGAGUCACGCUCGCACAACGGCGAGCUCACCGCCAGGACAAUUAAGGAUCGUCUCAGCGCACUGGACGCCGCUAGGGGCAAGGAUACGACGGACAAACGGGGGCCCGCACACGUCGGCAAGCAUCCGCUCUGUUUUCGUGAUCAGGAGAGCAGAGUCGACACGUCGACGCCCAGCGAGAGGAGCUCGUCGCCCGACUCGGAGUACCGCGUACCGCGAGCCGUCUUCCACAGAAGUCUGGACUCCCUAGACGCGGACGCGUCCAGCGGCCCGGAUACCUUCGAGCGCGUGCAAAGCCUCGAGGAGCUCGAUUACGGACGACAAUAUCCCGCUUCGUCGUCAUCCGCGGAACUCCUGAAUGACACGGACCGCGAGGACUCGGGUAUCCAUACCGCGGACGUAAGUUGCUCGGUCAGCCAAGCAGACGAGCCGAUCGAUGAGGAGAUCGUGCAGCACACCGGCGGCGCGAUCGUCGAACGACGAGAAGUCAUCGUCGAGGAGCGGGUCAAGCCUACGACGUCCGUCAUCCAGGAAGACGCAUCGACGUCGAGUACGAUAGUGGAAAUGCCGAACGACACCACGACGGCUACGCACUCACAGUUCACCAGCCACCGGGAGACAGUAGCAGUGAACAAGGGUACUGCUGACACCUCUGGGGAACUAUCGACUAACAAAUCACAGUCGCAAGCGCGCGUAGAUACCGUUACUAAUUCUAAUACACUUCGUUCGCAUACUUCCGUACUUCGCGCGAUCACCACCCACCCGAGUCCCAAAAUACCCCCGCGAGAAACCACGAUCCCCGAAAGCCUUUCGAAACCGCGAACAUUCGGCAAAGACGCGGCCGAGUUCAAGACAGAUUCCGAGCCGAGUCCCAACGAGUCCAUAGUAUCGGCCAGCCUGAAGCUCUCCAUCGAACAAGCGAGACCGAAAUUUGUCGGCCAAGCGAAACGGCAGAACUUGUCCAAGGAACACCUCUCCAAUCUCCCUCAGCCGUGUUCGGACACCAUCCCCGUCGCGGAGACGUACCAAUUGUCAUUUCCCUCCAUCAGAACGACGACGAUCCCGACCAGCCUCUCUCUCGAGGCCAGUCCGGUUUCCAAGCCCGCUUCAUGCCGCACCACGUCCAAGAUUCCCACCCCUCUCCCUCGCAAAACCGCCAAAUCCUCGCCGACGAGUCCCGACUCUGUCUUGACCUCGUCCGCUUCCAAAACUUCGCCCUCGAAGGCGCACGGCGCGAACAACAAGCCCACGACGAGUCAGUCUCCCUGCCCGAUUCGGAGAACGUCCGAGACGGCGACCGUCGAGAUUCCCUCACCCGUGUCUGCGCAAGCGAGUUCAGCGGAACUUCCGCCCUCACCCUCGUCGAGAUUCGCUCCAGGGAGCGCGCGACGCCACGAGGAAGCGCUACCGCCUGCGGAACGACGUCGCACCGUGGUGGAGGUGUGCGAGAAGGUGGUGGUACCUCAGGGCAAGGCGCCCACGACGCCGCCGGUGACGCCGUUCAUCACGGUGAACCGGACAAUCCCCGUCGCCGAGGAACGGAUCGUUAUCGAGAAAGCGGACCAAGAGGAGGAGACGGCCGCCGCUGCGAAUCGCCCGGCGGCUCCCGCAGUCGAGCACAAGCAGCAGGAAACGACGGAGACGUCGACGAGCGUCGGGAUGCCCGCCGCCGCUGUCGUCACCAUGAAGAAGUGCGACGUCGACGUCGACGUGCACGACGCGCCCAACGCUACGGUCGCCACGCCGACCGCUGACCAUCCGCUGGAACGACCGACGAACCUGAGCUUAGCCAAGCAGGAAGUUGGUUUGGUCGACGCACUGAACAUCCCGAGUCCAGCCUCGCCGAUUUCCAAACAAAUUCUACCGCUAACUCUGUCCAACGACGAGGAGAUAAUCGCCGAUCAACCUUUCCUUCUGAGUCCGCCGACGAGCGUGGAACCCCCGAAGGAGAAACCACCGCCGCCUCCGGUGGACAUCAGCGAUGAUGAGAAUCCUGCUCCGGAGCCGCUCAAGAGAUUAAACUCCACUCGCAGAAUAAAGAAAGAGCUGCGCACGAGACGCUCGGAUUUUCUCGGCAUUGAAGGGCAGGUCAACGACGACGAUCUCGAACCUGAGUUGACGCUGACGAAACCACCGGACAUGGCGGCGAUUCUUGCCGAGGAGAGACGCAUCGAACAACUCCAUCGUCGCUCGUACGAUACCGAUAGUAACUACGAGCAAGAUUCGAGCCACGAGAGAGAUUCCGGGGUGGAAUUAGGACACGUCGAGGACUGGGCGAAGCAGCCUGUUAGCCCCGACAUGUCGCAGCACAGCAGACAGAGCAGCGAGCCUUUCGGCGCCAGUGUGACUUCCUCCGAGGAGGACGAAAUCACAAAGAAGGAGCGGGAGAUCAUCGAGGUCCUCGAGAAGGAGGAACAGUGGCGAUAUGGCGAUAAUCGCGAAUAUAACAGUGACUUGGGGGAGAGACUUGCCCACAAACUGCGUGAACUCGAGGAAGAGAAGAUGCAGCUGGAGAGGGAGGCGAUAUUGCGCUGCAAUGAGGACGCGUUUCGCAAGAGGGACGACAACGCACGUAAGCAGGAAGAUGCUUCCUCACACGAGCAAACGCAACAGCAACACGAUGAGACAGCGAAACAGCGGGAGAUCCAGACGCGAACGACGGAGGAGGAAGCAAAGUACGUCGGAGACAAGCGAAAGGACGAGGAGCUUGAGACGCAGUCGGAACAACUGAGGAUGCAGAACGAGAUCGAGGAGAAAGAGCGGCGAGUCGCUGAUGCGUGUCGCAAAGAGGAGAUGCGCAUCCGAACGAUGGAAAGUCAAAUUCGUGAGCAAGAGAGCAAGGCAUUGGUCGGUGCUGGGUUGAGCAACAACGAAGAUGAAUUCCCUUCCGGGGAAGUGCUACGAGUAGAAAGGGAACUUCUGCAAUUGGAGCAGGAAGAAUUAAAGAGACAACGCAAUAAUUUGGCCUAUCGCGAGCAGAAGCAGCUUAGGUUGGCAGAACAGUUACAAGAACAGUGGCAAUCCUUGCAAGAUGUCGCGCAGAAUUCUGUUAAAAACACGCAACAAUAUAAAUAUCACACGCCCGCAGUAAAUUACAGAUCUUCGAUGCCAAACUUGCAAUUUCAAGACGCGCCAAGAAGGAGACCACCACCACCACCGAUUCCACUUUCUAAACCACGUAUGCUAGAUCAGAGACAAAGAGAUGUUACAAUCAGGAAUAGCCGUAUACCAUCCGCGGAUUCAAUUCCCCAACAAGUAGACGCGUCGAUUCGAGAGAGCGCAUCGACAACAACACUUGGAAAUCACACUGGUCAACAAAUGUCCAGGCAGACCUUACAGGCAUUAAGCGCAGUACCGCGUCCACGAAUUGUUCAAGGUGAUCAAUGGGUCCAGCGAAGAAAGAGUGACGUGCCAAGAGGUGCUCACGAUGUGAACUAUCAACAUUGGAUUAUUCAAGAAGCGGAACAAAGGAGGAUUAAUGAGAGAAACCAACGAUCACCGGCGCGAAAAUCUCAACCGCAUGUAACUGGCACUUCCGUACCAUAUAACGCUCCAAUUCGGACAGAUAGCAAACCGCUACCCGAUUCUAUCAUACAAACUCUAACACAAAGGGUACAGAAUAAAACGCAGGAGAAACCUCUUUUAACAAGGCGAAGGCCGGAGCAAGUUCUCAAUCAAGAACAUUUGACGGUGCAACAUCAAUCGCCACAAUACACACUGCAGUCUCAAAAAACACAACACGCGCCAAUCGCGAAUAACAACGGGAAUCAGGAAAAAAUGCUGAGCGUGAGCGGAAAGAAGAAGUGUUCGCAUUGCGGAGAAGAAUUAGGUCGAGGCGCCGCGAUGAUAAUCGAGAGUCUACGAUUGUUUUAUCAUAUGGAAUGCUUCAAGUGUUGCGUGUGCCACGUGCGUCUUGGCGAUGGAUUGAUGGGAACGGACGUGCGUGUCCGAAAUCAUAAGCUCCACUGCCAUAACUGCUACUCCAGUGACGACGGUGUCAAGUUCAGUUGUGUGUAGAAGCCUGGCGCUUAACGGAAUUAACGCUGAUCAACUUGAUUGUAAUAUUUUUCGGCUAUAUCUUGAGAUCUUCAUAAUCGACCGUUUAGUUACCCUUAUUUAAAAGUGUCAUGUCGACACGCGACUUAAAAUGAAAUGCGUAAACAUAAUUUUUUGACAGGUCAAAUAAGAAGAAAAAACAGGUCCGUGAAGUUGGCACCCGACUUUAACAAAAUGAAUUUUUAAAAAAAGGAAAUUGUAGCAUUUUCUUUGUAGUUGUUUGUAGUAACAAUAAUUUCGUUUGUAG
Messenger RNA from Temnothorax curvispinosus, 6210 nucleotides. It is a transcript of the gene smash, whose product is annotated as LIM domain only protein 7. Gene Ontology annotation, cellular component: stress fiber. The transcript is spliced from 17 exons. NCBI's taxonomy places the organism in Eukaryota, Metazoa, Arthropoda, Insecta, Hymenoptera, Formicidae. Gene Ontology annotation, biological process: positive regulation of stress fiber assembly; regulation of focal adhesion assembly. The record is from RefSeq and is a predicted model, not a curated record. Gene Ontology annotation, molecular function: myosin II head/neck binding. The coding region runs from base 516 to 5924 and encodes 1802 amino acids.